CCACGAAGGACACUCCGAGACAGCCCAAAACUGCGGCGAUUGCGCUUCCCGGAUUCGCCUUAGACAUAGCCUUUAGUCUGUGGCUGUAUGGCUUGAAUACACGAGCAACAUGCACCAAUCUCGCAGCUGAAACUACACUUGUAUGCGCUGCAGUUAUUGAACCCAGUCAGAUAGCGAUUGCAGCCCUUGUAGCCGGGCUAGUGAAGGCCAGACAUGGCGGGAAAACUCUGUGUGUCUGUGAUAGAGGCGCGCAAUGUGCAGGCAGACGAUUUUGCGGGGAAAAACUUCUAUGUGAAGUUGAGGGUCGGCAGCAAUGAGGUCAAGACGGAUGUGGUGAAGGGUUCGCUUGCUCCGAAGUUUCUCAAGGACUGCCGGCUGGCAGUGCCGACUCCCGAGUCGGAUUACCUACGGAUUGAGCUGUUGCAAGUGGGCCCGCGCGGCGACCUGGUGGUGGGCAGCGACGACCUGCGGCUGCUGUCCAUCACGGCGCGCGGCACCAUCGUGCACUGGUUCAGCCUCAAGACAGCCAGCCGCUCCGUCAGCGCUGAGCUGUGCCUGGUGCUGAGAUUCCUGUCGGCCGGCGCCAACCGGCCAAUGUCACCGACCUACGCCAUCGCGGCGCGGCAGGCGCGGGAGCGGGCCCUAGAUGGAAGCAGCGAGCCCCAGGGCCCCGGCAGGUCAGCCUUCCGGGACCUUCCUGCGCCCGCCACCCCCACCGCCAGCACCAGCACACGGUACGCCAACCUCGCGGCCGCGGCAUCAUCACCCGACUCACCAGCGGCGCCCGGCCUGGCCUCGCCAGCGCUCAGCAACGGCGGGGGGCCGGCGGGCAGCCGCUACGCCUCUCCGGCGGCCCGGGCCGCGACGCCCGCGCAGGCAUCGCCGCCAGGGCAGGUGGCGGCGUCACCAGUGGCAGAGCCGCGGAGCGGGCCGAAACGAGGGCCGCGGAUCAAGGGUGGCCAGGUGCCGCUGCCGCUGGCGGUGCUGGGCGGGCUGGUGGUGGGGGCGCUCAUGUACAUGUGGCGCAAGCGGCCCGUGUACUACGAGGUCCAGGAGGACGACACGUUGUGCCACAUCGCCAGCUGCUUCAAGAAGCGCGUGGAGGACGUGUACGCCAAGAACAAAACCAUCCUCAAGAACCCCAACCGCCUCUACCCGGGAGACCGGCUGCGCAUCCGGUAGCGUGGCAGCAUCGAGUCGCAGCCUGUUCGGUCGUUUUCAGGGCUGUGUGCGCGGCGGGGUAUGUUUUGAAGUUCGGUAGGGUGAACUUGGGGUAUCAUGGAGUGGCGGGAGUGUCUGGAAAGUCGGACGGGUGGAUGUGUUGUCAUGGUUGGGUGGCGGCAGGUGGAUGGCACGGCAUGCGAUGCCAUGGUUGGGUGGCGGAAUUGCUAUUGGGGAGGGGGCGCCGGGAAGUGUGCUUGGUUUGUGACGAGAGGCAGGAAGGCUUGCGGCACUGCGGCAGAGGGACUUGCUUGCAGGACUGGUCCAUUGAUUUUGACAAGGCUGUUGGCCAUGGCGCGCGCAAGACCGUGACCUAACGUAAUACUUGAAGGGCAUCUUCAACUUUGAGUGCAUCUUCCAAUCUAUAAUGUUAAGCCCUUGUCGGUGGAAGGCCAGGCCGGUGUUAGGGCAUGAGGCAGCACCGCGGCAGGGGCCUGCUCCUUGUUAUUCCUUCUGGCGUGAAAGACGUGCAGGCAGCGCCUGGAAUAGCGCACUUCGUGCUGAUGUUGUUACACAAUGGCUGAGUAAGAGCUGCGUGAUUGCGGUGGGGAUUGUGCACUUGAAGGCUCCACGCCAGGCAGCAGCACGGCGGGCGAUGGAGUGGGGACGCGGUGGAUGGGAGGUGACAUUUGUACUCUUACCUGGGCGCUCCAGUGCGCUAGAACCAAUCGAGUCCACUUCAAGACAGGUUCGAUUGUGGUGCUCUCCAUGCUUGGCACGUGCUUGAGUGCUGUGCAGCCCUAGGGCUAAAGUAAAGCUCUAGUCUAUGGAGCUGAGCAAUCUUGUUAGUUGUUACCUUGGCCAUGAGCCAAUGGCGGGGUCUUGCACAGCGUUUCAGGGCGGCCCAUGUGGUGGGUGCCAGUACCGUCUUGUGGGUGCGUCGCACAGACGCACACUACGGCUGCCUGGCGCACCAGACGCCGUAUGAGAGCUAGCGCGGGGCGGUCUUGCUGUUUGCACGCUUUAGCUUGGUGCAUUGGUGGCGUGUGCUGGUGCGUGUGCAGGCGUGUGGCUGCUACUGCCUGCCAUCCGUAGCGCCGACAGUUGUGGCAGUUAACGGAG
Messenger RNA from Chlamydomonas reinhardtii, 2283 nucleotides. RefSeq lists its product as uncharacterized. The record is from RefSeq and is a predicted model, not a curated record. Lineage: Eukaryota; Viridiplantae; Chlorophyta; Chlorophyceae; Chlamydomonadales; Chlamydomonadaceae. Bases 214 to 1182 code for a protein of 322 amino acids. The transcript is spliced from 8 exons.